Messenger RNA from Delphinapterus leucas (beluga whale), 7020 nucleotides. Lineage: Eukaryota; Metazoa; Chordata; Mammalia; Artiodactyla; Monodontidae. The record is from RefSeq and is a predicted model, not a curated record.
UCCUUUAUGUGGCGGGAUUGGGAAGGAACCGCCCAGGCUGGGCAGGACGGAUACCUACUCUCUGCACUACUGGGAACAGGGAACGACGUAGGGAGAUAACAGCUCGGGGAGAAUUGGAGACCCCGGGGCCACUGAAGUGCCAGUGGUGCCCCCAACCUCCACCGUGCCCUGCCACUUCCUCAGGUUUGAUGGUGAAGGAGCCAGGAAUCUUCUCCCUGGUUGCCCCAGGGGAGGAUGUGAAAUUCCCCAGCUCUCCGCCAAGAUUGGCAACUAAGGCCAGAUCCCCUGCGAUGCUUUGGAGGAAACUCGACAGGCCCCGCCAUCGGAUUGCAGGAGCUGCCCUGGCCUGAUUCAACUGAUAUGGAGGGGUUGGCUGGGAAUGCCCCCUGUGACCACUUUGAAGCUAAUGUGCUUGCCCAGAGAUGCUGUCAAAACUGCUUUCACCCUGAGGAGGCCCACAGAGCAAGGCAUCAGGAGCCCGGGAGCCCUCCAAGUGCUGAGGCGCCCUACUGCGACCUGCCACGCCGCCCAGCCGCCCCUGAGGACCCACUCGGUGCCUCGACCUCCAACUGCCAGUCUGUGGUGGGUUCGGGCCUUGGGCCAGGGCCUGAAAGGGGCCCAUCAACAGGGCUCCCUGCAGAGGGCCUCACAGCCGCCCCCAGGAGCCAGGAACCCGAGGCAGCACCCUACCUGGAGGGCCUGGCCUCCUCCCUCUGCGGCAACUUCAACGAGAGCCCUGACUCUGGCACCAGCUCCAGCCCUGACUGCGAAGCCCCUGAUGAUACCAGCGACUCGUCUUCCGUGGACUGGGACACUGUUGAGAGGCAAGAGGAGGCCCCCAGUGGGGACAAGUUCACCGUGAUGAUCCCACGGAAGCCACAGGAGGGGCCAAGGGCUGACAGUGCCCGAAGGGCUCCUCCUCUCCUCACCCGGUCCCCUGUAGGAGGAGACACUGCAGGCCAGAGAAAGGAGGGCUCUGGUGGUGGGAACCGAAGCGCCGGACAACACUGGGCGAAGCUCCGGGGAGAAAGUGGGUACUUCUUGGAGCGGCACCGGUCGGCGCUGACCCCGGUCUCUCCCGCGACACCACAGAGUGGUCCUCGAAGUGCCACCCCCCAGGCUUCCUCUCUCCAUCGCUCUGCUUCCACACAACUCGAUACCUCCCGAGCCUCCUCUCCCCCCCGAAUUGCCCAACGGGACAACCCCAGAACCUCAUCCACCCAGCAGGACACCCCCAGGACCUCUUCCAAACAGCGGAACACCCCCAGAGCAUCCUCUCCCUCAAGAGUCGCCCAACGGGAUAACCCCAGAACCUCGUCCACCCAACAGGAUACCCCCAAGACCUCUUCCACACAGCGGAACACCCCCAGAGCAUCCUCUCCCUCAAGAGUAGCCCAACGGGAUAACCCCAGAACCUCGUCCACUCAACAGGAUACCCCCAAGACCUCUUCCACACAGCGGAACACCCCCAGAGCAUCCUCUCCCUCAAGAGUCGCCCAACGGGACAACCCCAGAACCUCGUCCACCCAACAGGAUACCCCCAAGACCUCUUCCACACAGCGGAACACCCCCAGAGCAUCCUCUCCCUCAAGAGUCGCCCAACGGGACAACCCCAGAACCUCGUCCACCCAACGAAAUAAUCCUCAAGUUUCCUUUCCCCCCAGAGCCACCCAACAAGACAACUCCAGAGCCUCUUCUACCCAACAGGACAGCCCUCAAGCUCCUGUCCCUACUUGUACUCCCCAGUGGGACAACCCCAGACCUUCUUGUAUUCAACAGAACACUCCCAGAACCUCUUCUACCCAAAGGGACAACCCCAAAACCUCUUGUGCCCAACGGGACAAUCCCAAACCCUCUUCCUCACGGCGGGAAAACCCAGGAAGCUCCUCCUCUCAGGGCUGCACCCAACGGGACAAUCCCAGACCUUCCUCUCCCCAUCGUUCCUCUCAGCGGAACAAUCCCAGGAAUUCCUCUCCCCAUCGUACUAACAAAGACAUUCCAUGGGCCUCCUUUCCCCUCCGGCCAACCCAGGGUGAUGGCCCCCGAACCUCUUCCCCAUCUCGCUCCAAGCAAAGUGAGGUUCCCUGGGCAUCCAUUGCCCUCCGGCCAACCCAAAGCGACAGGCCUCAGACCUCAUCUCCCAUCAGACCAGCUCAGCAUGACUCACCCCAGCGCUCCUCCAGCCCCACCCAGCACAACUCACCAUCCCGGGCCACUUCCUCCUCCCACCCGCCAGGCCACCACAGUGCCUCCCGGACCUCCUCGCCUCUGCACCCUGCUACCCGCGGUGCACCCCAGACCUCUCCGGAGCCCUCCCAGCCCCCCUGCCCUGUGUGCAUUGGGCACCGGGAUGCCCCUCGAGCCUCCUCGCCUCCUCGCUAUUUGCAGCAUGACCCCUUUCCCUUCUUCCCAGACCCCCACGCAUCUGAGAGUGAAUCGCCCCACCAUGACCCCCCCUAUAUGCCCCCAGCCGUAUGCAUUGGACACCGGGAUGCCCCUCGGGCUUCCUCACCCCCCCGCCACACCCAAUUUGACCCCUUUCCUUUCCUCCCAGACACGUCAGAUGCUGAGAACCAGUCCGCCCAGCACGAGCCUCCUCAGUUCCCCCCCACUGUGUGUAUCGGGCACCGUGACGCACCCCGGGCCUCCUCCCCGCCGCGCCAAGCCCCAGAGCCCUCCCUCUUGUUCCAGGAUCUCCCCAGGGCCAGCACCGAGAGCCUUGUCCCCUCCACAGACUCUCUGCACGAGCGCCUCCACAUCCCCAGCCCUGUAUGCAUUGGGCACCGUGAUGCACCCUCCUUCUCGUCCCCGCCCCGCCAGGCCCCCGAGCCCUCCCUCUUCUUCCAGGACCCCACUGGGACUAGCAUGGAGAGCCUGGCCCCCUCCACCGACUCUCUGCGUGGCUCCCCAGUGCUGCCCCCUCAAGUGUGCAUAGGGCACCGGGAUGCCCCUCGAGCCUCCUCUCCACCCCGCCACCCGCCCAGUGACCUAGCGCUCCUGGCACCCUCACCUCCGCCAGGCAGCUCGGGGGGCUCCCGGGGCUCGGCGCCCCCGGGUGAGACCAGGCACAACUUGGAGAGGGAGGAAUACACCGUGCUGGCCGACCUGCCCCCACCCAGGAGGCUGGCGCAGAGGGAGCCAGGGCCCCAGUGCAGCAACGGGGGCCGCACCCGCAGCCCUGGCCGCGCAGAGGUGGAGCGCCUCUUCGGGCAAGAGCGCAGGAAGUCCGAGGCACCGGGGGCCUUCCAGACCCGGGAUGAGGGGCGGUCGCAGCGGCCCAGCCAAGUUCAGAGCCAACCUCUCCGAAGACAGUCCAGCCCUGCCCUCAGCAGGGAGGUAACCAAGCCCCUCGCGAAGCAGGCAGAACCGGCCCGGCGGAGCCGAGCAGACCCCCCUCAUCCCAGGAGCCCCGAGAGGCGGCCUGAGGGGGAACGGCGGCUCCAGGGGUCCUCGCCGCCCCCGAGGACGUCAGCCAGGACUCCUGAGAGGGAGCAGCGGACAGAGAGCCCUCUGGAAAGAGGCCGGGCGGGCCCAAGACGGCCCCUGGGAGGGCAGCAGAGUCUGGAGGGACCGCCAGGAUCCGGGGACCCACAUGGACACCUGGAGAGAGGCUGGGGCAGGCAGGAGGGCCCAGGCCUGGGGGGCUGGCUAGGACUUGGGGGGCCCAGGCAGGGGGCUGCCAGAGCCCCAGAGGAAACCUGGAGGGGCCCUCCCAGGGAGUCUGAGGAGAGCUGGAAGCUGCUGGCUGGCGCCCCCUGCCACAGGGGGCAGGCAGAGGCCUGGGAGGAACCCCCCAGUGCUGGGCCAUGGGAGCCCUCUGGCAGGCCAGCUCAGCGGGGCUGGGGCAGCCUGCAGGAGCUGUCCAGUCCUCACCAGCCUAUGAGGCCCCCAGAGAGCUCCAGGGCAGGCCCAGGAGAGUUCUCGAAACCCCGGAGGCCUGAGACCCCCCCUGCCACGGGCUGGGGGGCUGAGGGAGCCUGUCCACACCUGCGUGGCCCCGAGAGGCAGCCCGAGCUUGACUGGAGGGACCUGGUGGGCCUCCUCAUGGCCCCCAGAGAGGGGGCCUGGACCCACUCGGGGGAGCCGACGCUCUCCUCCACUCUUCCGAGACUGGACUGGGAAGGCCUCCUGGAGCUCCUGCAGGCCCAGCUGCCCCGCCGGGACUCGGCUGGACACUGGGGUGGGCCGGGCACAAUUUCCCCAGGCACGAAGGGUACUCUGGAGCUGGAGCCAGAGCGACACACCCAGUCUGAAGGAGGGGCAGGAACUACUCUGGUCAAUGGAUACAGCCCUGGGCAGUGGCCCCAGAGCUCCGCCCAGCCGCCCAGCCCUGCCGGCAUCUCCACCCAGUGGCCAAAGACCAAAGUGACAAGUGGACCAGAGACCUCAACUAUGGCUGGUCUGGAGGAGACAGGCCAGCUGAGGGGCAGGAGCCCUGCAGAGGGCCCCAGCUCGCUACAAUGGGAGUUCCAAUCAAAGGAGCCUGAGGAGUCAGAAGGAAGCAGAGGCCAAGACUCACUGACUGACCAGAAGCAGGCAGACUCGCCCGAUCUGCUCAACUUCAAGAAGGGAUGGAUGUCAAUCUUGGAUGAACCUGGAGAGUGGAAGAAGCACUGGUUUGUGCUGACUGAUUCAAGCCUCAAGUACUACAGGGAUUCCACUGCUGAGGAGGCAGAUGAGCUGGACGGUGAGAUUGAUCUGCACUGCUGCACGGACGUCACCGAGUAUGCGGUGCAGCGCAACUAUGGCUUCCAGAUCCACACCAAAGAUGCUGUCUAUACCUUGUCGGCCAUGACCUCGGGCAUCCGGAGGAACUGGAUCGAGGCUCUGAGGAAGACUGUGCGUCCAACCUCAGCCCCAGAUGUCACCAAGCUCUCAGACUGCAAUAAGGAGAACACGCUGCACAGCUACGGCACCCCGAAGGGCUCCCUGAAGGUGGGGGAGCAGCGGGCAGGCUCUGAGGUCAUCGGCUGGGGCGGCCCCCGGAAGGCAGACGGGCAGCGGCAGUCACUGGACUACGUGGAGCUCUCCCCGCUGACUCAGGGCGCCCCGCAGCGGGCCCGCACCCCGGCCCGUGCUCUCGACCGCCCAGCCAAGCAGGAAGAGCUGGAGCGGGACCUGGCCCAGCGUUCCGAGGAGCGACGCAAGUGGUUCCAGGCCAUGGACAACAGGGCCACGGAUACACCGGCUGGCGAGGGUCCGCGCCGGGGCCUGGGUGCCCCCUUGACUGAGGACCAGCAGAACCGGCUCAGUGAGGAGAUCGAGAAGAAGUGGCAGGAGCUGGAGAAGUUGCCCCUGCGGGAGAACAAGCGGGUACCUCUCACUGCCCUGCUCAACCAAAGCCGCGGGGAGCGCCGGGAGGCCCCAAGCGACAGCCAUGAGGCACUGGAGAGGGAGGUCCAGUCCCUUCGUGCCCAACUGGAGGCCUGGCGUCUCCAAGGGGAGGCUCGGCGUCUCCAAGGGGAGGCUCCUCAAGGUGCACCCAAGUCCCAGGAGGACGGCCACAUCCCCCCAGGCUACAUCUCACAGGAGGCGUGCGAGCGCAGCCUGGCGGAGAUGGAGUCUUCGCACCAGCAGGUGAUGGAGGAGCUGCAGCGGCACCACGAGCGGGAGCUGCAGCGGCUGCAGCAGGAGAAGGAGUGGCUCCUGGCCGAGGAGACAGCGGCCACAGCCUCAGCCAUCGAAGCCAUGAAGAAGGCCUACCAGGAGGAGCUGAGCCGGGAGCUGAGCAAGACACAGAGUCUCCCACAGGGCCCGGAUGGCCUCCAGAAACAGCACCAGUCAGAUCUGGAGGCACUGAAGCGGGAGCUGCAGGUGCUGUCAGAGCAGUACUCGCAGAAGUGCCUGGAGAUUGGGGCCCUGACGCGGCAGGCGGAGGAGCGCGAGCACACGCUGCGGCGCUGCCAGCAGGAGGGCCAGGAGCUGCUGCGCCACAACCAGGAGCUGCACGCCCGCCUGUCCGAGGAGAUUGACCGGCUGCGCAGCUUCAUCGCCUCACAGGGCACCGGCAACGGCUGCGGGCGCAGCAGCGAGCGGAGCUCCUGUGAGCUGGAGGUGCUGCUGCGCGUGAAGGAGAAUGAGCUGCAGUACCUGAAGAAGGAGGUGCAGUGCCUCCGGGAUGAGCUCCAGGUGAUGCAGAAGGACAGGCGCUUCACCUCGGGAAAGUACCAGGACGUGUACGUGGAGCUGAACCACAUUAAGACGCGGUCGGAGCGGGAGAUCGAGCAGCUGAAAGAGCACCUGCGCCUCGCCAUGGCUGCGCUGCAGGAGAAGGAGGCCGUGCGCAACAGCCUGGCCGAGUAGAGGUCCUCGUGGUCCAGCCCUGCUGCAGACCCCCAGCCCAAGGGGACCAAUCUCCCUCCUUCCCUGCUGGAUGGACGUCAGAAGCCAAGCUUUCUCCCCACCCUCUGUGGGCCGCACAUGCACUCACACCCACUAUACACACACACACACACACACACACACGUACACACGUCCACACACAUACACAUACACACGCACACUCUCUGCGUAUCUGAGCGCGCCCCUAGCACUGGGUCUUACCUUGCACCUUCUUCAGGAUUUUAUAUGUGAAGAGAUUUUUAUAUAGAUUUUUUUUCCUUUUUUUUUUUUCCCCAAACACUUUAUACUUUUUAAAAAGCAAUUCCUGGUGGCGUGUGCCUCUAACACUGGCUCCCCCUGUGUCUCCAGACGCCUGCUUGGGCUUCUGGGCCCACAGCCCGGCCCGGGGUCUAGCGGAGGCCCAGCAGCAGCUAUGGCAGGGUUGACUUUGCUGGGAGAGGCCGGGAGCCAGCCACCCUCUUUCUACCCUACCUCCCACUAACUACUUCCUGCCCUGGGGGGACCCACUCCCUGGGACUCUGGACAGAGGGACAGAUGGACAAGGGGAGCCAGCAGCUGUCCCCAUGGCCCCACCCCCUCCUCUGAGGGGUGCUGGGCAUGGAUCUGCGGGGACCACCCCGUGCAGGCAGGCGUUUCUCUCCUGCUCUGUGAGCCUUAACUUAAUAAAAUGUUCCGGCA